Aplysia californica (California sea hare) is the source of this 2452-nucleotide messenger RNA. RefSeq lists its product as uncharacterized. The transcript is spliced from 4 exons. Gene Ontology annotation, molecular function: RNA binding. The record is from RefSeq and is a predicted model, not a curated record. Lineage: Eukaryota; Metazoa; Mollusca; Gastropoda; Aplysiida; Aplysiidae. Bases 273 to 1670 code for a protein of 465 amino acids.
GUGGUGGGGGUGCGGUGGGGAAACUUCCCCCAGAACCGUGUUCUCACUCUCAGCCCGGCCUGGACCCACCCUCAGCCCCGCGACACAUUAAGUGGAGCGUCGUGCCCGGCAAGGGCUCGCAACUCACCUCUCUCUCCGACUUACCGCCCCUGGCGAAGUGUUUCGAGAACAAGUUGCCCCCCUUUCUCUCCUCGUCCUCCUCUGCCGGGAAAGGCGUUGGCGACACUGCCCGCGACUGUUGCGUCGCUCUCGACUCGGUUCGAUCGUGGGAGAUGGAUUGUGGCGAGGAUGCGACAGCAAAACCGACGGAGAAGGAAGAACACGACGCCGCUGAGCAGCUGCCCAGAUGUACGAUGCCUCCUAUCGGACAUGGCCUGAAGGUCCACAGCAAAGACACGCCCUCGGAGAGACUCAAAAUCGACGACGGUGGAUCGGACGCUGUUCCGUCGGAGGCGAAUGUAGACGGAGCCACAGCGACGCGCCCAUCUUUCAGCCCGAUGUUAAGCCCUCUUCAAACCUGUCCGUCUUCCAAGCCGUGGCCGGAGAUGAACGAAGCGGCGGCGGCGGCGGGGAGGAAGUCGGUGCCCCGCGGGGGUAGAAGGGCGUGUGGGGAGCUGAUCUAUGACACGAUCGCCAUCUCUCGCACGGCGCAGAACAUCCCAGCACACUUCGCGGCCGGCGCUGGAUCCGUCUCGGCGGAACACCGACACGCCUACUUCUUACCCAGCCUGGUCGUGGCGCCCCCUGGCGGCGACGACGACGUGAGGUACUCCCGGAGCAACGCCUGCUCCGACACGGAGUCCUACACGCGGUGCGGCGAGCACUCUACCCCGGCCACCACCUUACACCGAGCCUACUCCAGUAACGAGUCUCUGCUGUCGCUCAGCCAUACAGCCUCCACCGGCGCCAACAAGGGCUCCCGGAGGGGAAAGGUCGUGGGGGUUGCGGGGUCAGGGGGGGUCAGAGGUGACGGGUCGUCGUUCCGGAGGUCCUUCCAGAGCCUGAAGCGACGUCAUGAGAUGUCCAGUGAGGACCCUUGGCUGCCCGGACUGACCACUCUCUACGCCCUGCCCGUCAAGAAGAUGAGGAUGAGCUCACAGGCUUCUGACGCCGACCUCAAGCCCCGCCCCCCGUCUCCGUCCAUGUGUGUUCCCGGUCAGGGAAGGGUCAGUCUCCGCGCCAUGUCCAGCUGGAGCAACGAGCGGCAGAAGAUGACCUUGGCCGGCGCCGUCAGGUCAGGGGUCAAGGACAUUCUGAAGGACGUUCUGGAACGGCCCGAGUCCGGGGCGUCUCUGGAUGAGGGGGAGUGUGAGGAAGAGACCAAGACGUACCGCCGUGAGCUGACCCGACUUCUGCGCGAGUUUCCCGCCCCUGGCCGCCCUGUGCCAGGCCUCACUGACAGCUCUGUGCCAGGCCUGACUGACCAGCUCACCGACCAGCUGACUGACCAGCUGACCCCGAUGUUCCUGGAGAUGGACGUGUCAGAGAUAAUCAGCCUGCUCUCCUCCGCCGACUACUUCCUCUUUAUGGUGCUGGAGGGUGUGAAGCAGUUACGUCACUUCCUGGAGUCUGACGCAUGCCAAGAGUUACCGCCCAUCCCCCAGUCGGCAGACGGCAGCGAGGGCAAUGGCGCGCCGGAAGUGGAUAGUCCUAGCCAAGACCAGACGUAGAGGAGACCGGAUGUGUCGUCAUCAGGCGCAGAGUGCUGCUAGUUUUUAAUCCUUAAUGGUUGGCGGGUGCUCUGGUGUGGUUUGCUCCUUCUUUUCUAUAAAUCAUCUAUCGUCCUCAUCUCUCCUCCUUUCCUUUUUGUAUGUAACUACCUAAUAUCUAGCAACACCUAACCUCUAAUCUUGGGCACUUAUUUGACCUAUUUGUAUUGUAAGCACUAUAAAACUUUUACUGAACUCUUAAUAAGACUAUGAAACGUGGGGAACAAAGUAAAGUGUCUGCAGAAACAACAUUGCCUCUUUAGAGUACCUAGGAUUAUACCCGAACUAGAAAUGCUCGUGACCUUCAGCUAAAGAAAGCACAGGAGCGGAAUAAAAUGAAUUAUUAUUAAAUAUUAAUUAUCCUAUUCAGAGAUAUUAUUCGUAUAAUAUAACGGUGGGCUAAAUAUCAAAUACAGGGUAGAACGAUAUAAAUACCAUUACGAUAAAUACAGUAAAUGUAUUUGAUCUAAUUGGCACAAAAACAUGGCACCGUAUUUUAUCUUGAGUUUGGUUUCGACCUCUCUUGAAAUUCGACGUAUUUCCACGCACUACAAUCUCAAUUGUUUUUUGUUUGUUAUUGUUCAAGGCAAUGGUUUAUUAAAUUAAUUUUUAGCCAGUAGUUAAAAUACAGGCAAUACUAAAACUAUUUUGUUAAUUAAUUCCACAAUCCAUGCGAGGAGUCCACUGAAAAAACGGGCCUCGUCACAAACUGGAAAUUGAGAGGGGUGUCAAUUUUAAAAGCU